GGUGACUUUUUUAAUUUUUUUUAUUCAAACCUGACUCAACCCUCCCCCGCUCGUUUCUCACGGCAAGGCCAAAAAGGGCUAAUUCCGAUCGCCGUAAGACCAGAUGGAGGUAUUUGACAUAAAAUAAACACCUCAAGUUAACCAUUGCUAGGGUCUGAUAAAGAUCAAUGAACCAAAAAAAAAAACAAUUGACCCAGUAAAAGUUUGCAUGAGAUACGAAAUAAAGAAACAAUUUUUACACAAAUGUCCCAUUUUCCUUAUACAAUCAAACAAGAUAGAGAUUACGGUUGUGGGUUUCAAACUUUACCGCUGACAAUCUUGCUAAAGAGUACAAUUAUGUCGCUAUUGUUCUUGUUUCAUACUGCUUUCUUAAUUUUCUGUAUAGGUUUUCAAGUCGGCAAAGCUCGCAAGAAGUAAGUUCAUUUUUCAAUUUUUAUUUUUCUUUUGCUUCUUCAAUUUUUAUUAAAUUAAUUAAAUGGUCAUUUUAUUUUUGUUUAAAUCUUUUAUGAGGCAUGUAUAAAGUGCCCUACCCAACUCUUUAUGCCUCAUAAUCUAAUAACAAAGAGGCUAAUCUCUUCAAAUUGUAUUAAGAGGGGACCGGAACUCUGUGAAAUGGAUGCCUGUUUUUCAUGUCAAUGAUAUUGGGAGGAAUGAAGAAUCCUUGUGGUGUGCUCUAUCCAUGACUCUCUGUAUAUAGUCACUCAUUUUUUCUACUUCCAUGGGUACGCCACCAGUAAUCCUCAGAAUCGCCUCUCUGACAAUAUGGAUUCUUGACUAUGUUUGGACUUAUGGUUUGCACAAUCUCAUUUGGGAAUACUCGUGUGCUUUCCUAAACUCAUCUUAUUAAUCAUCAUCUAUUUUUGUGUUUUUUUUUCCUUUGUUUUAUAUCUCAAUGUCAGCAAUAAGAAACCCCAAGAUCGUGGCCCCUGACCCAUCUCCGGUGAUCGUGCCAAUGAAACACUUCAUUAGAGUCAAAGCUUCUUGGCUUCGCUCCGGCCACGUCGACUCCCAACGGGCCAAACGAGUUUCAGAAAAUGUUCCUCUCGUAGUGAUCUUCCAGAUUCCGUCGCCAGAUUCUCAAUGCACUGCCAUUGCCCAGCGCCGGCCGCCGUCCACCGUGGAGUCUAGUGAGCUUGGGCAGCUGCUGUGGUGUAAUAAAAAUGAGCAUAAUCCGGUGUUUCUCACCUAAAAUUAAAAAUAUGCAUAUGCUGACGUGGUGCAUUUCAGCUAUGGAGUGUCAAAAAAAUCUGCAGGGUGAUCUUGAGUCUAUGAGGGUUUUCUACAGAAGUGGAGCAACUAAGGAAAUAUCUUGGAGAAAGUCACAGCUGAAAGGAUUGCUUACUUUUCUUGAGGAAAAUGAGGCUGAUAUUAUGAAUGCUCUUAAACAAGACUUGGGAAAGCAUUAUAAUGAGGCUUUCAGAGAUGAGGUUGGAACAUUGAUAAAGUCUCUAAACUUGGCUUUGAAGUCUUUGAAAACAUGGAUGUCACCAAAAAAGGCUAGACUACCUGCAAUUGCAUUACUGACCACUGCAGAAUUGGUUCCUGAGCCUCUUGGUCUGGUUCUCAUAUUCUCUUCAUGGAAUUUUCCAUUUGGACUGUCCUUGGAACCUCUCAUAGGAGCACUAGCUGCUGGAAACACAGCUGUUCUGAAACCUUCAGAAUUGUCCCCUACUUGCUCUUUUAUUCUAGCAAAUACCAUGCCCAGCUACCUCGACGGUAAAGCUGUCAAAGUUAUCCAAGGCGGCUCAGAUGUUGGAGAACAGCUCUUGCAACAUCGAUGGGACAAAAUAUUCUUUACUGGUAGUCCUCGAGUGGCACAGAUAGUCAUGUCUGCAGCUGCUAAGUUUUUAACACCAAUUGUGCUGGAGCUGGGUGGAAAAUGCCCUGCUGUUUUUGAUUCCUUGUCAUAUUCUUGGGACAGAGAGGCGGCUGUAAGACGAAUCCUUGUGGGGAAAUUUGGGACUUGUGCUGGACAAGCUUGCAUAACAAUUGAUCAUGUUCUUGUGGAAAAGAAUUUCCUGCCCAUAUUGGUGGACUUACUGAAGACCAACACUAGGAAAAUGUUUGGAGAAAACCCCCAACUGUCAAACUCCAUGGCCAGGAUAGUAAACAAGCAUAAUUUCUUGAGAUUGAAAAAUCUUUUGGAUGAUCCUGCUGUUAAGUCUUCAAUUGUUUAUGGUGGCAAAAUUGAUGAGGAAAACUUGUUCAUCGAGCCAACGAUCUUGGUAGACCCUCCGUUUGAGUCUGAAAUCAUGACAGAAGAGAUCUUUGGACCAUUGCUUCCAAUCAUCACGUUGGAGAAGAUUGAAGAUAGCAUAGAAUUCAUAAAGCUAAGGCCUAAACCACUUGCUAUAUAUGCCUUCACCAAGAGCAAAACACUAGAGAGAAGAAUCAUAUCAGAGACAUCUUCAGGGAGUGUGACAAUGAAUGAUGCCAUAAUUCAAUACGCUGCAGAUGCAGUCCCUUUUGGAGGGGUUGGAGAAAGUGGGAUUGGAAGGUACCAUGGAAAGUUUUCCUUUGAUACAUUCAGCCAUGAAAAAACAGUGGUAAGAAGAAGCUUCUUCACUGAUUUUUGGUUCAGAUAUCCUCCAUGGAAUGACCACCAGCUUCAACUCUUUCGUGUUGCUUACAACUAUGAUUACUUGGGUAUUGCCCUUGUCAUGCUUGGCUUGAAGAGAGCCAAAAAGAAUUCAUACUCUAUCUAAAUAUAUAAAAAUAAAUUUGGAUACAUUAUGUACAAGUAUAUUGUUUUCAUAUCUAAGUUGUAUUCUUUGUGCUUUUCUUCUAAUUAUAUAUUGAGUCAGAUAAAUGCCAAUAUUAUAAGUAAGGAGUGGAUGAGAUGAGUGUAUUAGUUUGUAAUAGUGGGAGCUGCCAUAUUUUGAUGCUUUACUAAAAGGCCAAAUUAAAUUGUUCAUAUAAAAUUCUAGCUUUUUAUUUUUAAAA
Cannabis sativa is the source of this 2943-nucleotide messenger RNA. RefSeq names its product aldehyde dehydrogenase family 3 member F1. The transcript is spliced from 11 exons. The record is from RefSeq and is a predicted model, not a curated record. Gene Ontology annotation, cellular component: cytoplasm. Gene Ontology annotation, biological process: aldehyde metabolic process. NCBI's taxonomy places the organism in Eukaryota, Viridiplantae, Streptophyta, Magnoliopsida, Rosales, Cannabaceae. Gene Ontology annotation, molecular function: aldehyde dehydrogenase (NAD+) activity. Bases 1161 to 2705 code for a protein of 514 amino acids.